AUGGAGCAAGCGCAGAAAGAUCGGAAGCAGCUCCAGGAGCACGUGGACCGCUUGGGCGACGGCCUCGUCAAGACGCACAUGCUCAAGGCUCUCGCCGAGCUGGAUGCUAUCCUGGCCAAGGAAGCCACCGAGGACCCUUUGGUCGUGCGCAUUCGCAGCCGCGGACUUGUGGUGAAGCAAGGGAAAGAUGCGCUCGGGCUUAUUGUGCACCUUCUCCUGCAAGACGCAGGCUUUGUGUCUGGCACAGCGACCACCGAGCGUGACGCACUCUACGUGCCGAGCGACUGGGACAAGAACGCUACCGAGGGCAUCUACAUCUUCAACUACCAGUUCCAGCUGCGCCGCUCGACGCGGCCGUUUGUGCUCAAGGCACUGUAUAUUGGCAACACGCUCGCGGUGCACAUUACGGACGAGAACGACAAGGUGACUUCGAUCGAGCUCAAUGCCCCAGCCUACAUCCGCGACCUCACAGCGACGAACGCCAACGCGGCCGACGUUGUGCAGAACAUGGCGGCCCUCCGUCAGCAGUGGACGAGCUUUGUCGAGUCCUUCUUGCCCAAGGACGAUGCCCUCGGUGACGUGCCGCCAAUGCGCCGCCCGGAGCCCGGGUACCCUCGGAUGCCGUCCGUGGGUCGUGGUGACAUCAUGCCAGACUUUGGCAUGGGCGGGCACCGUGACCCUGGCAUGCUGGUCGGGCCCAACCACCCGCUUUUUGGCGGGCCGCCUGCGUUUCAAGGGUCCGUGCCUGGCGCUCGCUUCGAUCCGUACGGACCUGUGGGGCCUCGUCCGAUGCAUCCAUUUCCCAACCAGCCUAGCGGUCGGGCGCCGCGCCAGCCUUUCGGAGGACCUGACCCGGACCACCUUCGCAUGCCUGGAGACCGCGACCCUAACGUCGACCACAUGUUCUUCUAGUCUGCAUCGGCUCGUAAACUGGGCGUAAGCUUAGACCAGAAUCGGUUUGAGUGAUGGAACG
Messenger RNA from Saprolegnia parasitica CBS 223.65, 973 nucleotides. RefSeq lists its product as hypothetical. Gene Ontology annotation, molecular function: endopeptidase inhibitor activity; proteasome binding. The transcript is spliced from 9 exons. Bases 1 to 912 code for a protein of 303 amino acids. Gene Ontology annotation, biological process: proteasome-mediated ubiquitin-dependent protein catabolic process. NCBI's taxonomy places the organism in Eukaryota, Oomycota, Saprolegniomycetes, Saprolegniales, Saprolegniaceae. The record is from RefSeq and is a predicted model, not a curated record.